CGCGGGGGGGCGGCGCGGGCCGGGCAGCAGAGCCGGUGCGUCCGGGCGGCGGCGGGGAGCCGUGCGGGGCCCGGGCCGGGGCCGGCAGCCACAGCGGCGACAGCGGCGGCGAGAGCGGCGGCAGCGGCGGCAGGGAGGAUGGGCGAGCGGUGGUGUGCGGCGGUGCUGCGGGUGCUGGUGCUGCAGGCGCUGGCCUGGGCGCUGGCGGGCGGGCAGGUGCGCUACUCGGUGGCGGAGGAAGCCAAGGCCGGCACGGUGGUGGGCCGUCUGGCGCAGGACCUGGGUCUGGAGGCGGGCGAGGCGGAGGCGCGGCGGCUGCGGCUGGUGGCUCCGGGCCGGCGGGCGAGCGUGGAGGUGAGCGGGGCGAGCGGCGCGCUGCUGGUGAGCUCGCGGCUCGACCGGGAGGGGCUGUGCGGCAAGAGCGCGCCGUGCGCGCUGCGCCUGGAGGUGCUGCUGGAGCGGCCGCUGCGCGUCUUCCAUGUGCAGCUGGAGGUCACCGACAUCAACGACAAUGCCCCCGUCUUCCCCGCCGCUCGUAAAAACCUCAGCAUCGCGGAAUUCACCACUCUGCCCGGGUCUCGUUUCCCGCUGGAGGGCGCGUCAGAUGCGGAUAUCGGAGCGAAUGCGCAGCUGACCUAUACACUCAGCCCCAGCGAGCAUUUCUCUCUGGAUUUACAAAAAUCGAAUGAGCGAAAUAUUGAGCCUGAACUGGUUUUAACGAAAGCUCUGGACCGCGAGACGAUUCCCGUGCACCGGUUGGUGCUGACGGCGAGUGACGGGGGCCGGCCGUCUCUCACGGGCACCAUGGAGCUGGUGAUCUCGGUGCUGGAUGUGAACGACAACGCGCCCCAGUUCAACCAGUCCGUGUAUAAAGUGCAGCUGCCGGAGAACGCUGCCGUAGGAACGCUGGUGAUGAGGGUGAAUGCCACGGAUGUAGACGAGGGAAUUAACAGUGAAUUGACCUAUGCCGUUACGAAUUUCAUUCCCCCGAGUGGAAGAGACGUGAUUUCCAUCAAUCCUAAUACCGGGGAAAUUCAUCUCACAGCAGCCCUGGACUUCGAAGAAGUCAGUAUUUUUGAUUUUCGUAUCGAAGCGACAGACAAGGGGACACCCCCGCUGUCGGGUCACUGCCGAGUUGAGCUGAAGGUACUGGACGUGAACGACAACGCGCCGGAGGUGUGGGUGACGUCGCUGUCGGUGCCGGUGGCGGAGGACGCGUCGGUGGGGACGGUGGUGGCCCUGCUGAGCGUGUCGGACCGGGAUUCGGGGGAGAACGGGCGCGUGCGGUGCUGGGUGUGGCCGGCGUCGCCGUUCGGUCUGGAGGCGACGUUCGCGGGCUCGUACUCGCUGGUGCUGCGCGAGGCGCUGGACCGGGAGCGGGUGUCGGAGUACGAGGUGGAGGUGCGUGCGGAGGACGGCGGGGCGCCGGCGCUGCGCGCCAGCCGCGGGCUGCGGGUGCCGGUGUCGGACGUGAACGACAACGCGCCCGCCUUCGCGCAGGCCGUGUACACGGUGCUGGCGCGGGAGAACAACGCGGCGGGCGCGGAGCUGGCGCGGCUGUGGGCGCGGGACCCGGACGAGGCGGGCAACGGGCGCGUCAGCUACUCGCUGUGGGAGGGCGGCGGCGGCGGCGGGGCCGCGGGAUCGUCGUCGUGGUGGUCGGGCGGCGGGUGGCGUCCGGCGUCGAGCUACGUGUCGGUGGACGCGGAGAGCGGGCGCCUGUGGGCGCUGCAGCCCUUGGACUACGAGGAGCUGCAGGUGCUGCAGUUCGAGGUGCGCGCGGUGGACGCGGGGGAGCCGCCGCUGAGCGGCAACGCCACGGUGCAGCUCUUCGUGCUGGACGAGAACGACAACGCGCCGGCGCUGCUGCCGGCCGCGGGCUCGGCCCCGGAGGCGGGCGCCGUGGCGGCGGCCGAGGCGGCGGGCGUGGGGGCGGGCUCGGCGUCGGGCACGCUGUGGGCGUGGGCGGCGUGGGGGGCGCCGGCGGGGCAGGUGGUGGCCAAGAUCCGCGCCGUGGACGCCGACUCGGGCUACAACGCGUGGCUGCGCUACGAGCUGUGGGAGCCGCGGGGCAAGGGCCCGUUCCGCGUGGGGCUCUACAGCGGCGAGGUGAGCACGGCGCGGGCGCUGGACGAGGCGGACGGGCCUCGCCAGAGGCUGCUGAUCGUCGUGCGCGACCACGGCGAGCCGGCGCGCUCGGCCACGGCCACGCUCAGCGUAUCCCUGCUCGAGGCGGCCGAGGCGGCGCUGGCCGCGGGCUCCUCCUCGUCGUCGUCGUCGCCGUCGCGCUCGGCCGUGGGCGUGGAGCUGGGGCCCGGGGCGGCGAGCGCGGCCACCAACGUGUGGCUGGUGGUGGCCAUCUGCGCCGUGUCCAGCCUGUUCCUGCUGGCCGUGGUGCUGUACGGGGCGUCGCGCUGGGCGCCGCGGGCGGCCGUGCUCUCGGGGCCCGGGCCCACCACGCUCGUGUGCGCCAGCGAAGUGGGCAGCUGGUCGUACUCGCAGCGCCACAGCCGGAGCCUGUGCGUGGCCGAAGGCGCCGCCAAGAGCGACCUCAUGGUUUUCAGCCCCAACUUCCCCCCCCCUCCGCCGCCGCCCGGCCCCGCGCCCAAGGACACGCAGCCGGAGCCCUCCGCUCUCCUCGACACGGUCAGUGGCAAUACCUUGCUCGUCUUUUCCCCCUAUCCCAACCUCUGUCCCGCCAGGUGUGCAGGCUCUGCGGGAAUCCGGGCUCCUUUCGAUGAGUGCUUGACGGGUGCUUAAGGGUAUCAGUGGCAGGUUAGCAUCUGGCCUUAGGGGGAAUAUAGAAUUACUGCCGCAGUCUAGAGCAGUUAUGGUCUGCAGCUGCAGUUUACUGCUCUGUGUGUAAACUGUUCUGUUCUAGAAUGAAAUCCCUGCCCAUUGCGGUGAGACUUGCCCCACGGUGUCAGCUUUGGAAACUGUCUUGCCUGGUUGUGUUUAGUAUUUCCACCCGAGCUUGCUGAAGGAGUGCAAGACAGGGGGGCUGUGGUUCUGACAGUCCUCCCGGCACUACACUCCGCCUUAUUGCCUUUGUUGACUGAUACCCUGCCUGUUUUAUUAUGGAUUGUUACUGAAACUUCUUUUCUUUCAUUUCUCUCUGUACGAGAUGUGAUGCAGUGUGGCUAUUUGGGCACCAAGGAAACAUCGUCUCUAGCUGGUUCCUCCACUAGAAUCAUUAAGGAUUCAAUAAAGGCAGUAUAGAGUUUUUCCAUGUUCUUUUUUGACAUAUCUUCUUGCUUUUCUUAGUAACGCAUGGGUUCGGGCAGCCCAGUGUGACAAAAAAUAAAUGUUUCAAAGGUAGUUUCUCUUCCUGCUGCCCAGUCCCCCACAUUGUGGAUUUGUGUUUCCAUUCGGAGAGGUCUCAUGGAAUACCCUGGCUAGUUUUGCCCUUUCCAAAUUUGUAUCGAUAGCCACAUUGUUUCAAAAGCCUUGGGGCAAUAUUCCUCUCUACAACUAGAAAGAAAUAUCAAGCCCCAGGCCCGAGCCUUCCCCACCAAAUCUCCAAUAACGUUCCUGCAGAUGGUCAGGUUUGCAUGUUACACUCGUAUUCCGGUUUCUCUCUCAGAGCAUGACAUCAGUGUCAUUCCCAUUUAGAGACAUCUUGACAUCACCUUUGGAAAGAAUAUUGUUACCAGGUAAUGUUUUCUUCUGAGAUAGUUACAGCAUUGCAAAACACGAUGGGUCAGCUGUAGAGAGUGUGCUGUCUAGCUUGUACAUGAUACUGUCAGCGUUUUGUGGUGCUGCCGUUGCUGAGUAGGACAAGGAAACUUGAAAUGGGCCUUGAGUGGGCAGUGAAUAUGUGGCCUGUGGUACUGGGUAGGGCCUGACCAUUUCCUGGUGUGAGGGGUGACCUUGAGCAGUAGGAACAUCUGUCUGUGGGAACUGGAAUUCCUAGGGGAGGACAUGAGUCAUGACAUAAGACAAGAAAUGGAGUUGAUGUGUUUGUCUUGAGAGUACAUGUCCCAGGAUACCUGGAGGAAUGAAGCAGCAUGAACACAGAGUGGUCUUUCACAGGAUGAUCUUCAGGGUCCAAAGUGUCUUCAAUUGCAGGUUUUAUGGAUCUUCAGAUAGUCACAUGGUUUUGAAAUAGCAAAAAUACUCUUUGACCUUAUGAAUAUCUUCUACCUGAGAAGAGUCCCUUCUGCUGCUGAGCGAUUACCAUAGGAAAUGUGUAAGAGGAGAUGGCAUGCAGAACGCUAGAUGUUGUCUGAUGAACCUUUGCCUGCUUGUUUUGAGAAAGGAGUUGUGGGAGCAUUGCAUUUCAGCUUGCUGGGUAUCCACAGUCACUUCCACAUUCAUAGAGUUUGCUGUGAUGGUUCCUUGCUUCUCCUCGGGUGGGAUUAGUAACCAGAUGUG
This is a messenger RNA of Passer domesticus (house sparrow), 4374 nucleotides long. Its product is annotated as protocadherin alpha-8-like. Gene Ontology annotation, cellular component: plasma membrane. The record is from RefSeq and is a predicted model, not a curated record. Gene Ontology annotation, molecular function: calcium ion binding. Gene Ontology annotation, biological process: homophilic cell-cell adhesion. Bases 139 to 2760 code for a protein of 873 amino acids. NCBI's taxonomy places the organism in Eukaryota, Metazoa, Chordata, Aves, Passeriformes, Passeridae. The transcript has a single exon.